AUUUAGAUUCAGAUUCAGCAGCAAUCGCAGUUCGCAGUUCGGUGCGUGCGUAUUUGGCGGGUGAGUUCGUUUUGUGUAUGUGGCAACAGUUGCUGUGCGUUUCCUUCCAGAGGUUCUCCCUCCAGAUUUAUUAAGUUCAAUUUGACAGCAGGAAAUAUUCAACUGUUAAUACGAAAUGGCUAAAAGGACAUUCCUCCGUCGAAACUUACUAACCAUAUUGACGGUAGCCGGAGUGGUAGGCGGCACGCUAACCGGCAUCCUCAUAAGGGCAACUACUGGCAACCACUGGAGUAAACGGGAUGUCAUGUACCUCGCUUUCCCUGGCGAGAUAUUCCUCCGGAUGCUAAAAUGUCUCAUCAUUCCAUUGCUCAUGUCAUCAGUCAUUCAAGCGAUAGGAUCACUAGAUUUAAGUUUAUCGAAAAAGAUAGCUAUGCGGUCGAUCUUGUAUUACGCGACGACCACGGUCUUCGCGGUAGUGUUGGGAAUCGUCUUAGUGUUAACGAUAAGACCUGGUGUUGGUGCUACACCGUGGACUGGAGAUGCGUCUGAGAGAGUGACACGGCAUGUGCUUACGCAAGAUACUCUAUUGGAUCUUAUACGAAACUUAUUUCCACCAAACAUCGUCCAAGCAUGUGUCUCGCAGUCGCAGACAUUUCUGACGCUUCCAAAAAACGAAACUGUAAAGAACAUGGGGCAUGAGUAUUGGAAGUUCGAAGAGAGGUAUGAGCCGACAACAAACGUCUUGGGAUUGGUCGUAUUUUCCAUUACUUUUGGAAUCUCUUUGGGGAAGAUGGGAGAACGAGGGAAGAUUUUGUUGGAGUUCUUUAAUGCACUUAGUGAAACUAUGAUGAUAAUUACUAGCUGGGUAAUUUGGAUUUCGCCAGUUGGAGUAUUCUUCCUGGUAGCCGCUAAAGUCUUAGAAAUAGUGAGUUUCGCUGAUCUCAUUGGCAGGCUGGGUUUAUACUUCGCAACCGUAUUAACUGGAUUAUUUUUACAUGGAUUUGGCAGUCUGUCCUUAAUAUACUUUUUAGCUGUGAGAAAGUUACCUUUCAAAAUUAUUGUUCAGCUUAGUCAAGUUUUAGUAACGGCAUUCGGCACAGCUUCUAGUUCAGCAACGAUGCCUAUCAGCAUCCAAACUAUGGACCAGAUGGGAGUAGAUCCCAGGGUCACCCGGUUUGUUAUUCCCAUUGGAGCGACUAUCAAUAUGGACGGAACGGCACUGUAUGAAGCUGUAGCUGCUAUUUUUAUAGCGCAACUUAAGGACAUACCACUUACGUUUGGGAAAACUGUUGCAGUUUGUGUCACAGCGACAGCGGCGAGUAUAGGAGCUGCGGGCAUUCCACAGGCUGGCCUCGUUACUAUGGUUAUGGUACUAGACACGGUGGGACUCCCUUCAGAGGAAGUCAUUAACAUCAUUGCAGUAGAUUGGCUUCUGGACAGAUUUAGGACAACUAUCAACGUAAUGUGCGACUGUUUGGGCGCACAAUUGGUAGACUACUUAAGCGUGGGCGAACUCGGGGCUUUAACAGAAUCUGAUAAAGUUAACGCUCAACCUCAAGAACUGAUUGAAAUAUCAAAAGUAGAUAGCAACGUGAGUUAAGAAGUUUUAGGAAAAUUUUAGUGUUUUGUGUUACAUGUCGACGUGUGUCAGGGUUAAGUUAAAAGUGUCUCUUGACUGAUGUAAAUGAAAACAGGUAGCACGCUAAGCAUACACAGAAAACAGAAAAAAUAAUUUAGGAAAUCUAAACAUUUAAUGAUAUUGGAGAAUUACAUUCCAUGCGUUACUUAUUACAAGAUUUUUAGUUUAAAUUAUAAAUAAUUAAUAAACAUAAAAAUUAUAAAUAAUUAAUAAACUGAUAGUCUUGGCACCCGCAUGGCUUAUGAUGGUCUUUAAAAACCUCGGAGGUUGUUACCAGAGAAGUUUCCCACUGUUUUCAAUCUGUUGGUAUGUAGAAUGAUAUUUAUUGUCGUUUUAUGUAUUAGUAGAUUGAAAACUUAGUUUGUUUCUUAGCAGAUGUAAGCAAACAAGCAAUAGUGAUUAAUCUAGACUGACAGACUAGCUCAUCCCUUAAAAUGACAUCUGGGUGAUACAAUUCAUUGGAGCGAGCAGGAUUAACUCAUGUAAGCAGGCCUACCCCGAUCAACGCAGGCCAGCGUUAGGCCGCGUUCAGAGUGGACGAGCAAAGAGCAAAGAAGUGCUAAUAGCGGGUAGUUACGCUAGACGAGAGUUUAGUUCUUUUCCACUCGGCAGGGUAGGAUAUUUGCUCUUUACUCUCACAGUAGUUCAUGUAGUGAGACCGCUCCCGUCUGAAAAAAUUUCCGAUUCGGUCUCUUUGUGGAUUCCUAUUUAAAAAUAUUUUAAAAUUUCCUUUAAACAAAUCUGAAGGGUGUCGGGCGGGAUUUUUGGGCAGAAAUUGUUUAAACAAUUUUUUUAAACAAAUACAAAAGAUCACCUUUUUUGCUCUGGAACAUAUAUUUUUAAGUUUUGUGGGUCAUUCUAAACAACAAAGGUAUCUUGUAAAUGUUCUCAAAAAUUGAUAGUUUUCGAGUUAUAGGCAAUUUAAAAUCUGAAAAAUGCGAAAAUACGCAUUUUCGAGGCCUAAAAACUCAUAUUUAAAUUAGUAUUUUUGAGGUUGCCAGAUACUUAAAUUGAAGUUUAAACAUUGAGCUUUAAGACUCUGAACUGAAGAGUGAUCGCGUCUAACCUUAAUUUAUACCGUUGUUUUUUAAUUGUUAAAUAUGCGUGUUUAUCCGAUUUUUUUGCCGGUGCGGCGCGCUCUAUUUCAAAAAUCUCCUAUUUUCCUCCGAAAAUUAUUUUUUCUAGAUUUUUUGGGAUGUUCUAAAUAAAAUAAGUUUCUUGACAUUUUUCUCAAAAGUUAACAGUUUUAAAGUUAUAAGCGAUUUAAAAUCCAAAAAUGAGUCUUUUAUUAACUUAUAACUUUAAAACUAUUAACUUUUGAGAAAAAUGUCAAGAAACUUAUUUUAUUUAGAAUGUCCCAAAAAAUCUAGAAAAAAUAAUUUUCGGAGGAAAUAGGAGAUUUUUGAAAUAGAGCGCGCCGCACCGGCAAAAAAAU
This is a messenger RNA of Diabrotica virgifera virgifera (western corn rootworm), 3074 nucleotides long. RefSeq names its product excitatory amino acid transporter 3 (gene Eaat1). The record is from RefSeq and is a predicted model, not a curated record. The coding region runs from base 176 to 1600 and encodes 474 amino acids. Lineage: Eukaryota; Metazoa; Arthropoda; Insecta; Coleoptera; Chrysomelidae. The transcript is spliced from 9 exons. Gene Ontology annotation, molecular function: neutral L-amino acid transmembrane transporter activity; glutamate:sodium symporter activity; L-glutamate transmembrane transporter activity. Gene Ontology annotation, biological process: L-glutamate transmembrane transport. Gene Ontology annotation, cellular component: plasma membrane.